AUGAAUUUCCAGCGUCUUACUACAAAAUUCAAGGAGAAGCUCAAGCCCUAUCGCAGCAGGUCCCGCAGCCCCUCAGCGAGAGACGACUCUUCGCAAAGCCUUCCGAACGUUCAAUCCAGCACAUCUGCUCCAAGUGCUACGUCAGCUAUCUCCCAGAAUGCUCCUCUUGCUACAGCGGAAGAUCAUCAAAGUCUUCACUCGCUCCCCAUCUUGACAAUCAACGGACCGGCGCCUGAACAAGGGUCGAGCAUUCAAGAUCCUCCAGCUCUGGAGACUGGCAUAGAGCUGGCGCCUGAGCCUGAAGAAGAUGACGAAGAGGGGAAACCAGCGCCAUCACCAUCAGACGAAAUCUGGGACAACGCAUAUGACGAGCUGAAAGUGGAGGAACCUGCACUGCUACAAGCAUACGAGAGGAUCUUGACGACCCAGCUCCUCAGCCAAAAUGACACCACGACUAAGGCUAUAGAGGUAGCUGGGGGAAACCGCAUCGACCAACACGACAAAGAGAACAGAAGAAGCCAAAUGCAGAAGCUGGUUAGGAAUGGCCUGGACAAGAUUUCACGAGAGUCAAAGGCGAAGUCCCGCAUGGACGACGUCCUGCCCAUAAUCAAUGCCUCGAAAGAUAUCGUCACCAACGUGGUUAAAGGUGUGCCACAGGCCGCGCUUCCAUGGGCCGCCGUUUCCCUUUCACUCGAGCUUUUGACGAAUCCUAUAUCCGAGACGAAGGCCAACUGCACGGGAGUCAAACAUGUGGUGGAGCAGAUGAAUUGGUACUGCGAACUGGCUACGCUUCUCUUCGGCAAUCAAGACGGUAUCACCGCCGGGAUCCAACGGGAACUGCGCACAAAGCUCAUCGAUUUGUACAAGAAGCUGCUUUCGUUUGAAAUCAAGAGCAUAUGCUCGUACUAUCGCCAUCGAGGACUGGCCUUUCUUGGCGACCUCAUUAAACUCGACGACUGGAAGGGGAAUUUCAAGGAGAUUCAAGACGCCGAAGCCUUCUUCAACGAGCAGCUCCAUACCUUUCAAAGCGCCGAUCUCGGACAAGACGUAAAGCAGCUAGUCGUCCAUGCGAAGGAUGAGCAGGCUUACCGAAAGUCUGACGAGGACAAGAAGUGUUUGAGAGAUCUCUACAUUACAGAUCCGCGAAUGGACAAGAGCAGAAUCGAAACAACCAAGGGAGGCCUAGUGCAAGACUCAUGGCGCUGGAUUCUCAAUCAUCCGGACUUCAAAACUUGGCUCCACGACGAGGGUAAGCGGCUCCUCUGGGUAAAGGGCGACCCAGGCAAGGGAAAGACAAUGCUUCUCUGUGGCCUCGUAGACGAGAUCACACAUCUUGUUGCUCAGUCAGGCGAUGCCAUAUCUUACUUUUUUUGUCAAGCGACCAUGCCGACCAUUAACAAUCACUUGGCCGUUUUACGCGGCCUGAUUUGGUUGCUUGCCGACCAGCAGCCAUCUCUCAUUUCUCAUGUUCGGGAAAAAUACGACCCCAUCGGCAAGGAUUUAUUCGAAGGGCCGAACGCCUGGUACAGCCUGACAAGCAUUUUCCGCAGCAUCUUGCAUGAUGAAAGGUUGACAACGACAUAUGUGAUCAUUGACGGCCUCGACGAGUGCACCACUGGUAUGCCUGAGUUCCUGGAGCUGAUUCGAGAAGCCCUGCCGUUCCAAAAAGUCAAAUGGAUAUUAUCCAGUCGAAAUGGACCCGAAAUUCAAGCGAACCUUGGGGACAUCCCCGACGCUGAGGGUGUAAUUCUCAGUCUUGAGCUGAAUGCCACCGUUGUUGCAGCUGCAGUGGAUGCUUACAUCUCUGAGAAAGCCUCCAAGAUAAAGCUCUUCACGAAAAACAAGCAAUUGAGAGAUGAGGCCUGCAACGUGAUACGAGAAAAGGCCAACGGGACGUUUCUCUGGGUGGCCAUCGUUUUCCAACAAUUACAACGUAUGAGGAUCUCUUACGGCGGACUAUCCGCUCUGAUGGACCGACUGAAUGGAUUACCAAAGGAUCUCACUGCGCUCUAUGAUAGAAUGCUCCAGCAAAUCGAGGACCUAGAUAGCAUAGAGGAGUCCAAGUUAUGCCGAGCUGUUCUCGGUAUCUGUGUGGUGGCAUAUCAGCCUCUUCGUCUUCAAGAGCUGGCCACACUAGCAGGCUUCACAGACGAACUCACAGACCCAUCGGAACUGCGGAUUCUCAUAGAGACCUGUGGCUCUUUUCUCACGGUCAAGGACGAGACCGUCUACUUCAUACAUCAAUCAUCUAAGGAAUAUCUUACGACCAACAGCCGGGCUCAGUCGUCCCUUUUCGCAAACGGCACUGAAGGAGUUCACUAUGGAAUUGCGAUGCAUUCAGUGGAGACUAUGGGCAAAAUGUUAUGUCGAGAUAUCUACAAGCUGCACAAUCCUGCUAUCCUUCUUGAGGACAUCAGUACACCAAAACCCGACCCUUUGGUGUCUCUGCGCUAUCCUUGCUCUUACUGGCUUCGCCACCUCUGUGUCUCAAUGGUCAGCUUCGAUCUGAACGAUGGCAAAGUGUUGAAGUUCUUGAAAAAGCACAUUCUUCACUGGCUGGAAGUCAUAAGCUUGAUGCAAAAUACAUCAGAGGGCGUUUCUGAUGUUAUUCAUUUUGAAGACCUAGUCAAGCAACAUUAUCCCGACAGCGAACUUUUGCGCCUAGUUCACGACAUACGUCGAUUCUUUCAACACAACUCGUGGAUCAUAAACGAUGCUCCGCUUCAAAUAUACCUAUCGGCAAUCUUGUUUACUCCCAAACUCAGUAUUGUGAGGAGUCUUUUCGAAGAAGAGUUAUUAUCAUGGAUUGAAGUGAAUCAAUUUAUCGAGAGCCAUUGGAGCUCUUGCCUACAAACAAUCGAAGAGAUUCGGGCCUUUUUCCUUGCACUCUCACCGGACAAAAACAUGCUGGUGACUGGUUCAGAGUGGAAUGGCCGGACAACAAUUACACUCUGGGAUGUUAAUUCCGGGAAGCAAAUCCGUGUACUCGGGCGUGUGGGGAAUAUCAGCUCAAUUAUAUUCUCCAGCGAUUCCAAGCGAGUCACGACAGCUUAUGAAGGCCGUGUUGUUUCUUGGGAUGUGGAUUCAGACAUUGCCCGUCAUCACACAUGGUCCCCAGGUGCCUGGCCGUCAAUCUCCAACGAUGGCAAGUUUAUAGCCUCUCGUGGCUUUGACAGUGCAAUUCAGAUACAAGACAUGGAUACAGGAGAAGAGCUGUAUCUUGUGCAUGAUUAUUACAAGUAUAGUCAUGAGAGUCGAAAAAGGGUCAAGUGGUCGAAUGAUGGCAGAUUUUUGGCAUUCGGCUACAAGGAGGUUACAAUUUGGGAUGUGAAAGAACACGCCAAAAACACGGUCAUCGACAGAACAGACCAAGAAGCAAUCUGUUUUUCGAGUGACUCCAUACUCAUGGCUUACCCAUCAUACGAUGAAACGCACAACAUCAAAAUCUGGAACCUAGAGAAGAAGCUUGAAGUCAGGACCAUUUCUCCAAUAGAACGUGAUUUGGAGGCAGAAAUAUCCUCACUCGAGUUCUCAACUGACUCCAAAUUGCUAGCUGGAGGGGCUGUGAAUUACAUCUGGGUUUGGGAUGUUACGGCCGGUACCCUUCUAACGCAUUUGGAUCUCAAGGGCGAGUCUACGUACCAUCUCUGCUGGUCACUGGACUGCAAGAUCCUGGUAUCCUCACAUCACGGAAGCAUUCGAGUGUGGGAUAUGACCGCAUCUGUAAAACCAGAGCCCGUCCCAGAGAUUGCCACGCAAUAUGCUGUGCUUAACGCGAUGGCAAUCAACAAUGACUAUAAGCUCGUGGCUACCGGGGCAGAAAAUGUUAUCGUCAAAGUCUGGGAUACAACCGCAGGCAGCGAGCUAGCGAAGUUUGAAACAGAACUGGAAAGGAAUUUUAGGCCAAACUCUGUGGCUUUUUCACCAGAUUCCAAGUUCAUAUACACCCAUGAAGAAGUUAGUGUCACUGCAUGGGACAUUGAAUUGGGGACAAAAGCAACAGAUUUCACGGUACCUUGGGGCGGCGGCAUGUCUCGGUUCUGCCUCGGCGCGGACUUUUCUUUUGGUGGCAGACUCUUUGCUAAAGCGAUCCCGAGUGGACACGUCGCGAUAUGGGAUAUGUCCACAGGCCAGGAAACUGUGCGUUUUACCUUGCCAUACGAAAAUGUUAUGGCAAUGGCAUUUUCCAACAAUGCGCAGUAUCUCGGCGUUCUGACUAGAGGUGGGAGGAGCUUUGGCGUCUGGGAUGCCAUCACCGGGAAUCAAAUCAAGCACGCCAAGGGGCACGAGGGUGUAAAAAUUGGUCAUCAUUCAGUAGCCGUGUCUAACGAUGCUAGUCGCGUACUUGUUGGGUAUAUACAAGUCGACGGGAUCAGCGGCGAGAUCUGGGUACAUAACGAGGGGCAGAAGAUGAUCAGACUGACUUUCGUUGGACGAUGCUUCGACCAGCUCUUUGGAGCCAGAGAAUCAUAUAUCACAACGUGGCGCGGUUAUAUCGACUUGAACGGCCUGCAGACUGGCUGCGAGACACAGGACUCUUAUCAAACCAUAUCUGACGAAGACAUUCGGUUCGAAGGCUACGGUUUAAGUUUGGAUGAAGAUUGGAUCACUUGGAAUGGGAGCAACAUCUUGUGGUUACCGGCUACCUAUCGACCAUAUUGGGACGAGGGCGAUGGCGUCGCCAUACUUCCUCUUGGUCUCUUCAUCGUUGUGGGUGGCAUGGUCGUCAUCAUCGGAUUUUCCGGUCCCCCGCCAGGAUAG
This is a messenger RNA of Trichoderma citrinoviride, 4761 nucleotides long. Its product is annotated as WD40 repeat-like protein. The transcript is spliced from 3 exons. The coding region runs from base 1 to 4761 and encodes 1586 amino acids. NCBI's taxonomy places the organism in Eukaryota, Fungi, Ascomycota, Sordariomycetes, Hypocreales, Hypocreaceae. The record is from RefSeq and is a predicted model, not a curated record. Gene Ontology annotation, molecular function: protein binding.